Messenger RNA from Nicrophorus vespilloides, 1561 nucleotides. Its product is annotated as oocyte zinc finger protein XlCOF6.1-like. Lineage: Eukaryota; Metazoa; Arthropoda; Insecta; Coleoptera; Silphidae. The record is from RefSeq and is a predicted model, not a curated record. The coding region runs from base 289 to 1272 and encodes 327 amino acids. The transcript has a single exon.
UUGUAUGCAACAAGUACAAGUUUGUUUAGGUUCUGUUUUGCUCAUUAUUAUUUUUGUGGUUAGACACGCUUUUUUCUAAGUUUUAUGGGCGAAAUUACGUGCAGAAUUGUUAGAAAUGUGCGAUUGAUAGAAAUGUGCUUGAAUUCGGACGGUUCUUGAUGCAUUAAAAUGUAAUAAUUGCUCUAUUUUGAGUCGCCAUUUUGUUUGGUAAACAUUUGGUUCUCGUCGUUGUUUUUGUUUUGUUUUUUUUUUAUUAUUUUCGGAAAAUUCGCGCAUUAUUGAUUUAUUAUGUCCGGGGAAAUGAAAUCUGAGAUUGACACGAUACGGACUGCACCCGGAAACAGCAUAGCUGCACUUGACCCGAAAUACGCCGUCCUGGCUGCUCUGGGGUUAGUGCCGAUAACGCCGCUCCUCAUCCAGCUGAAUCUGCAAGAGUCCCAGAAGGAGAUUUCCUCCAAAGAGAUGCCAAAUAAUGAAGUGAAAGACACUAAACUACAAUGUCCAGAGUGUUUUGUUUUCUUCUUUGAUAAGUCAAAUCUAGUGAGCCAUUGCCUGUCUGAUCAUAAUACUGAACUGAAGUACUAUUGCAAGAUCUGUGCCAAACUCUUCAAGAGCCGAUCCCUGCUGGAAGAGCAUCAGAACACCAAACAUAAUGGAGUUAAACCAUAUACAUGUACAAUAUGCCCACUUAAGUUCGUCUGUUUGGAAGCACUUACUGCUCAUGUUCGGAGGCACUUGGGCAAGUUGCCAUAUAGAUGUAGAAUUUGUCAAGAAGGAUUUAAACUGUAUUUGGAGUUGAAGGACCAUGAAGCAAUACAUGAGCUUCGAAAAGUGACCAAUAGAAAAGCAGAUAAGCAUAUGUGCAAAAUUUGUGAGAAAGAAUUUUUGAAACCCUGUGAUUUGGAAAGGCACAUUAGAGUGCACACUGGUGAAAAGCCUUUCAAAUGCUCUAUUUGUGGGAACCUUUUUCAACAGAACCAUAAUUUGAAGAAGCACAUGGUUGUGCAUAUCAAAGACAGAGUGUUUGAGUGUGAUAUAUGCAAGAAGUCGUUUUAUAGAGGUGAUGUCCUCAAACGUCAUAUGUUCACACACACUAUUGUCAAACCAUAUCCAUGUGAAUUAUGUUCGAAGAGUUUUUCCAGACAUCAACUGCUUAAAGACCAUAUUGCAAAACACUAUCUGGAUGACAAUACCACCACUGAUGGGGACAGUAACAAGAAAAUCAAGAGGCCCAAAACCAAAGCAAAAAUUGAACAGGAACAGUCCACUUGAUCCUCACCACUAUCAUCAUCAUUGGGGCUGCACUUUUUAUACACAGUACAGCCCUGAAUUUAUUUCAAGCGCACAGUUUUUGUUUUCUAUUAUACAUUUUUAUAUAUAUAUAUAUGAAUAUACAAGGAUAUUACUUUUUAUUUUUAACAUAUACAUGAUUAUAGGAAGGAAUGUAUGUAGUAUUAUUGGAUUGUUUGGAAUCUAUGUGGAAUUAUGUAGAUAAAAAAAAAACACUAUUAGUUUUAAGAAAAUAUUAUUUAUACACAGUUUUAGCUGAGAAAUUGUAGUA